AUGUCCAUUGAUGAACUACAGAGUUCAUUGGUGGUACAUGAACAAAAGCUUCAGAGGGUAUGUAGUGACGAUGAGGAUCAAGUUCUGAAGGUAGAAAAGGAAGAUGAAGAUGAGUUAUUGCUAAUGGCAUAUGAGGAGCUCCAUGAAGACAAAAGAAGUGAUGUGUGGGUUUUAGAUUUUGGUUGCUCAAACCACAUUUGUGUGAAUCAAGGUAUGUUUGCAAGCUUGGAUACAACUUUCUCUCAUGUUGUCAAGCUAGGAAACAAUACAGAAAUGAAGGUGAUUGGAAAGGGAGUUGUGAAGCUGGUUUUGAAAGGCAUUAGUUGUGUUAUUGGUAAUGUGUAUUAUGUACUGACACUCAAAAACAAUCUUUUGAGCAUGGGUCAGUUGCAAGAAAAGUGA
Molecule: messenger RNA, 402 nt
Organism: Gossypium arboreum
Lineage: Eukaryota; Viridiplantae; Streptophyta; Magnoliopsida; Malvales; Malvaceae
Exons: 2
Coding region: 1-402 (133 amino acids)
Source: RefSeq, a predicted model, not a curated record